Molecule: messenger RNA, 549 nt
Organism: Anopheles maculipalpis
Lineage: Eukaryota; Metazoa; Arthropoda; Insecta; Diptera; Culicidae
Product: 28 kDa heat- and acid-stable phosphoprotein
Exons: 4
Coding region: 24-533 (169 amino acids)
Cellular component (GO): cytosol
Molecular function (GO): RNA binding
Source: RefSeq, a predicted model, not a curated record
UCCGAAGCACACGACGCGAAAUCAUGCCGCGAGGAAAGUACGUUAACCACAAAGGGCGCAAUCGCAACUUUACCAAUCCGGAAGAGCUAGAAGCACAGCGGAAGAAGGACGAGGAGGAGAAAAAAUGGCGCAAGACGCGGGAACAGGGCUCGGACGAUGAUGACGAGGAUGAGGAUGAUAAUGAUGACGAAGAGGAUGAUUCGGACUCCGACUCGGACGAUGAUAAGGCGAAAGGUGCCCAAUCGGUAAUACAGAUACAGAAUCCGAACCGUGUCGCAAAGAAAUCUCACCGGAAGGUGGAAGCGGUGGAGGAGGAUGAGGAGCCGCAGCUGACGCGCCGGGAGAAGGAGGAGUUGGAAAAGCAGCGGGCAGCGGCCGCCUACCAGAAACGGCACGCCGAAGGUAAAACGGCCGAAGCGAAGGCUGAUCUGGCACGGUUGGCCAUCAUCAAGCAGCACCGUGCGGAAGCGGCGGCAAGGCGUGAGGCUGAAAAGAAAGAAAAAGAAGCCAAAAUGAAGAGUGGCGAAUCGUAGAGCUUACGCGAGUCGU